This is a messenger RNA of Cylicocyclus nassatus, 1203 nucleotides long. NCBI's taxonomy places the organism in Eukaryota, Metazoa, Nematoda, Chromadorea, Rhabditida, Strongylidae. The record is from the annotation of a GenBank genome assembly.
GCCGUUAAUACUGAUAAAUACAUAGGAAUUUCGAGAUGCGGCGUUUGUUGCGAGCAGUCACGCACUGUUGAGUUGCGGCGCAUACCUAAUCAUCUCCUAACGACUUGUGAAUUUACGCUCUUUCAGCACUUCAAGAACUUUCACUGAUAUGAGAGCUUGAUAAUGAAAACGGUGGAAGCGGCCGGCAACACAUUCCAAUAUGCAGAGCUGAAUAUCAGACAUGUUGGUAACGCCGCGAAGACACUUGCUAUGGUAAAACGCGCCAUCCGGAUGGGUUAUGACACUGUUGCUAUCAAUAUAGAUAUUGGCGACAUCGUACCUGAGGAAAAUAUUGAAGAACAUAUGCUACCGCAGUCGGGUACAGAAGCCCCAAACAAGCCUCCACCAAAGAAGAAAGCGCGGAAAGGCGACGACAGAAAAGGUCGAGAACAACAACUGCCGGAACCUUUUCUUGUAGAUGAGUCUCUGUUGGAUCUCUCCGAUUUAGAACAACGAGGAAAGAAAUUCAGGCAAUUCAGCCGGAUUACUUUCACCCUUAAUGAUGCUACAGUUAUCCAUAACGUUUUCAACAAUCCUCGAUUGCGUCAAUUUGAUCUCGUGGCAGUCCGUCCAGCAGAUGUGAGCAUACUAACGACACUUACAAGAAAAACAGAUGCUGUUGAUAUAAUUACGAUGUAUCCCGAAACUCACGUAUCUUGGUUACAUAAGGCAAAGUUCAUGGAAAUGAUUCGUGUCGAAGGCGUUGGUUUCGAAAUUACGUAUGCUCCGGCACUAUUUCCAGCAAAUCGGAGAUCGUGUCUGCAUACUGGACGGUUUCUUCUACGUGGUCUUCGUGGCCGUGGCGUUGUUAUGACAAGUGGUGCCUCUUCAAUGAGUGACUUACGUGCACCGGUGGAUGUUAUGAAUAUGGCACUGCUUUGGGGAGUGUCCGGUGCAGACGCCAGACUUAUGAUUAGCGGGAAUGCUAGACAAAUUCUACUACGAGCCGAAGCGCGCCGUACUGUUGGUGGUGCACUGCAUAUGGCACCUGUGGAGUUAUGGGAAAACGAGGAAGGUGGUAAAAGUAUAAGUGCAGAUGUCCCUUCUUGUCGGCUUACCAGCGCUGGCGCCUUACAACGGCUCCUUAACGUCAAGGAAUUUCGCGCAAAGGUUGAGGUCGUAGCAAUAGAGACUAAAGGAAACACUGCUGAUUCCAGCUCCUGA